GGAUCACACUUCUGCGCCAGCCUUCGUAAAGAGUAGAUGUCUCGCUCUACCUCUGCCUGGAGCAUCUCUUAGGAAUUUCAAUUAUUUUCUUCCCGGAAAGCUUGUCCUCAUCAUAAGCAACUGGGCAAUUGGUCGGGACGAUACGAAUAACCUUCGGAGAAAUCUGUUGUUGUUGACUCAGCCAGAGACAAGAUGGAUGAGAAAGUGGCCAUCAAGAAGAACGAAGUCAUGGAUGGUGGAAAUGAUACCGAACUGGAAAAACAUAAAUCUCUUCUGUUAGCACAACUUGAUACUGUCUUAGGAUUGUCACACAGUUCAUGUGAUGCAGUGUAUGCUAGUGAGAAGAGCACGGCAAAACAGAUGUGUGUUGAGGAUAAACCUAAUUCUAGUUUAGAUGUUGGUGUCCAGCAGAAAGAUAAAUUAGCUAAUCUAACUCAUUGUUUCGAUGCAAUAUCUUCAUUACCAGCUGAGCAAGAUGCACAAAAUGCUGAAGGAAAUCUUAAAAAAAUAAUUGCAGAAGAGAAAAAAUUCUCAGGUUGUGCUAUGGAAUAUAAUGGAGUAUAUGAAACAAGUGUUACGGACUGUAAACGUGAAGGAGUGAUGGAAUACAACAAAGGAUCGUGUGAACCUAAAAUCCCAGAUAAAAUUUUUGAAAGACCAAUACCUUGUCACAAGAGCCCAUGUGAAUCAAGGGUUACAAAUAAUAAUGGUCCACGUGCAAAAGAGUAUACAGGAGAACCGCAUGAAGAAAAUAGUACUAUAGGUAAUUAUAAAGGGACAAGUGAACAUAAAAGACCAUGUGUAGCCACUGUUACUGAUUCUAAUUUUGAGGGAGCAGUAGGACAAGAGCAAGAUAACUACCAGCCUCUCAUGACAUACACAUUUGAAGCUCCAAUAUUGGCCCUUGAUUACAGAGAGGAAUUUAGUGCAUCAAAAAGCAACUUUACAAAGGGUUGUAAAUGGGCACCAGAUGGCUCUUGUCUGCUGGUUGGGAGUGAUGACCGCAAACUACGCCUUCUGAAUCUACCGACACCAAUUGUGCAGGGAGAGUUUCAGAGUGAAUCUUGGUUUAUGGGAGAAUCUGAAAAGUAUGCAAGAGCUGCCAUUACCGUACAGGAAAACGAACUGAUAUACGAUUAUGCAUGGUUUCCACUUAUGCAGUCAAGUGAUCCUCGCACCUGCUGUUUUGCAGUGACAUGUCGAGAUCACCCAGUACACUUAUGGGAUGCUUGGGAUGGUCAGCUCAUCUGCAGUUACCAUUCAUAUGAUCACCUUGAUCAACUGGUAGGAGCUUACAGCAUUGGGUUUAAUCAGGAAGGAUCCCACCUUCUCUGUGGCUUCAAAAAGUGCAUUCGUGUUUUUCACACUAGUCGUCCAGGAAGAUACUUUGAAACCAUAGAUUCAAAAGGUCAGCCGGGUAUAAUCUCAUGCAUGGCCUUUAACCCACAGCUGCCAUGUGUGUUUGCUGCAGGCAGUUACCUAGGCACUUUAGGUCUCUACAAUCUUCAAAGUAAUAACUUGUUCUGCCGAAUGGAGGGUUGCCUAGGUGGGGUAACCCACGUUCAGUUUUCUUCAGAUGGUACAAAACUGUUUUCUGGAACCCGAAAGAAUAAUGAAAUUCUUUGCUGGGACAUUAGAAAUCUUGGAACAAUAUUGUGUGGAUAUAAACGAGAAGUUUCUACUAAUCAAAGAAUUUACUUCGACUUGGAACCACAACUGAAUAGAUUUCUUAUAUCAGGAGAUACUAAGGGGCAAGUGUUAAAGUGGGAUUUGAGCCACAAUAAUGAAGGCACUUCAGCAAAGGAAGAUAUACCUCUUUUAAUGCCUUCAUCAUCAUUUACUGCUCAUAAAGACUGUACUAAUGGAGUAAGCAUACAUCCUUACUGUCCUAUUGUAGCAACCAGCUCUGGGCAACGACACUUUCCAGAGCCAAUAUCAGAAUGUGAUUCAGAUUCCAGUUAUGAAGAUGAUGCAAUGAAGCCAUUGUUUACCAGGCAAAAAAUAAAAGAAUGCUCAGUCAAGCUGUGGUGGCUUGGAGGGUAAUUGUUGUGGCAAGGAUGUCCUCCCAAACUUGCAUGCUGACUCUUGAGAGUAGCACACUUGAAAUUUAUUUACAAGUAUCUUUUUAGAUACAGUAUUAGGCUUAAAUUUUUGACAGUAAUGCUUAUUCUCUCUUGAAUGUACAAUAUUAUAGUUUAAAUCACAUGUUGAAAAUAAUAGUACAGUAUUCUAUAGCUGUUUUUAUGUUACUUAACUAUGACCUUGAGUUUCAUAAGCCACAGUGGUUUACAUGA
Cherax quadricarinatus is the source of this 2294-nucleotide messenger RNA. RefSeq names its product WD repeat domain 79 (gene WDR79). The record is from RefSeq and is a predicted model, not a curated record. Gene Ontology annotation, molecular function: protein binding; RNA binding. Gene Ontology annotation, biological process: Cajal body organization. Lineage: Eukaryota; Metazoa; Arthropoda; Malacostraca; Decapoda; Parastacidae. Gene Ontology annotation, cellular component: Cajal body.